CAUGAGCGCGGCGGGGCGGGCGCGCGAGCCCGAGGCCGAGAUGCCGGCGACCGAGAAGGACCUGGCGGACGACGCUCCGUGGAAGCGCAUCCAGCAGAACACGUUCACGCGGUGGUGCAACGAGCACCUCAAGUGCGUGCAGAAGCGGGUGGGCAACCUGCAGACCGACCUGGGCGACGGGCUGCGGCUCAUCGCGCUGCUCGAGGUGCUGAGCCAGAAGAAACUCGGCCGGAGGUACAACGCCCGGCCCACGUUCCGCCAGAUGCAGCUCGAGAACGUGUCCGUGGCCCUCGAGUUCCUCGAGAGGGAGAAUAUCAAGCUGGUGUCCAUCGGUCA
Messenger RNA from Meleagris gallopavo (turkey), 336 nucleotides. Lineage: Eukaryota; Metazoa; Chordata; Aves; Galliformes; Phasianidae. The record is from RefSeq and is a predicted model, not a curated record.